AUGUCGCCAGCGGCACUCACUCCCGAGCCAUCAUUCCAGGUCCUGCCUCUGGUCAAACGCAAGGAUCAGAAGUUCAAUUUCGGCGCCGUGGUCGAAGGACUCGAUCUAAACCAGAUUUCCGAUGACGAUGUCAAGCGGUUGAAGGAGACCAUAUGGACGCACAAGGUCAUUAUCGUCAGGGGCCAGCAGGACCUCACGCCCGAGAAACACUGGGAAUUGGUCACGCGUUUCGACCCGGACGCAUCUCAGGUUCACAGCCACGGCAGCCUGGCCACGUUUCAAAAGAAAGGCGGCAUGCUGGCCAAAUCUCGAGAUGUCUACGGCAUUCCCGGAGCAGAGAACGUGCGCCUGGUCGGGAAGGGGUACCAAGGCGAGGAUCAUUAUGGCCUCAAGAACCUCCACGUCAAGGGGCUCUCGAAUGGCUUCCACGCGGACCCGCCCUCGGACGAGGAUUUCCAGGCCGGCUUCACGCGGUUUCAGAGAUGGCACAUCGACGCCCCGCUGUACGCUCGCGAUCCCGCGUGGUUCACGACCCUGCGAGCGGUCAAACUCCCCUCGGGACCAGACGUGACCAUCCGGUGGGACGACGGGUCCGGACUCAGCAUGAAAUCACGGCCGGGCCUGACCGCGUUCUUCAGUACGUCCCAGCUCUACGACUUGCUCAGCGGCGACGAAAAGCAGCUCGCCGACCACAGCUGGGUCGAGUAUGCCCCGUAUCCGUACAUGUGGAUCGAGAACUGCAAGGCGCCCUCGACCGGACUGGGUCUGAAGUCUGAGGGCAAGGAGCACACCCUGGAGGAACUCGGCGAGUACGACGAGAAAGAUGUCAAGCGGUAUCCGUUCGUCUGGAUCAAUCCCGUGACUGGGGAGAAGGCGUUCCAAGUCCACGGCCUGGCCGCGCGGAAGCUCUUCCUGCGGUCGACGGUCGACGAGUCGCCCAAGGUCAUCGACAAGGUUGAGGACAUCCGCGCCUUUCUGCACAACGUCCAGUCCCGCGUCCUCCGGCCCGAGUACAUCUGGCUCCCGGAGGUCCAGGAGGGCGACAUGAUCAUGUGGGACAACUACGGCAUGUUCCACACCGCGGUGGACUAUCCCCUGAAAUACGGACCCAGGUCCAUGCACCAGGCCAACAUCGGCGCGAGCAAGGGGCCCGUCGGCCCGGUGCCCAUCCCUUCUGUCUGCUGA
Fonsecaea erecta is the source of this 1185-nucleotide messenger RNA. RefSeq lists its product as hypothetical. The record is from RefSeq and is a predicted model, not a curated record. NCBI's taxonomy places the organism in Eukaryota, Fungi, Ascomycota, Eurotiomycetes, Chaetothyriales, Herpotrichiellaceae. The transcript is spliced from 4 exons. Bases 1 to 1185 code for a protein of 394 amino acids. Gene Ontology annotation, molecular function: oxidoreductase activity.